CCUUCAGACUGUCCUGGUGGCCUCCGGCCCAGCCAGCCGGUCCUGCGGAGCACAGCUCAUUGUUCAGAAGAUCCUUAUCCUGCCAGACUUCGGAAAAACUCGUCAGCGGCAGCCGUGACACUUUACAGCCUCAUCCAACCAGUCCCUCGCCUCAUCGCUAAAACUACAGGCCACGAGUAAUGCAGGCCUGCCUCCUGGCUCAACAGCCUAGUAAAAUUGCCUCCGCGGCCGCUCGUGGCGCCAGCCGACCGCGUCUGCGCCUCCUCGGGCACGACGUGGAGCCCGCCUGCUGGUCGAGCCCCCGUCGGAGGCGCUGGGCUUGCGCUGCCCUCCAAAAGCAAGGCGGGCGAUCGAGCACGGCCGCGGCUCUCGAGCUGAACCAGCUGUACAUCGCGCUGAGCGGCCGGUCGCCUGGAGGGAAGAAGCUCUGGUCGAGCGCGCGGAUCAGUGGAGACAAGUCCUGUGACCCACGCGAGGACCCGCAGGUCUCCCGGGUCGCCUCUGGGGGAAGUCGACGCCUGGGUCGCCCCUGGACCGGCGACCAGGAGACCCGUGCGCGGAAAUGCCGAGAGGACGGCGGGGGAGCGUCGGACCCCCGGGGUGGAGAAAGGCGGACGUGGCACCCUACGCUCAGAUCGGGCCUGUCCCCCCCCAUGCAGGGGGAAUUUGAG
Prorocentrum cordatum is the source of this 671-nucleotide messenger RNA. Lineage: Eukaryota; Dinophyceae; Prorocentrales; Prorocentraceae. The record is from the annotation of a GenBank genome assembly.